AUGUCUGGUGUUUGGGUAUUCAAGCCUAAUGGCGUGAUGCACCUUGUGGAGAACCCGCAGGCGGAGUCGGCGGGGGACGGGAGGCACGGGUCAUCAUCCCGGAGGAAUAAGGUCCUGGUGCACCUGCCAACCGGGCAAGUGGUGUCGUCAUAUUCGUCGCUGGAGCAGAUAUUGACAGGAUUAGGGUGGGAGAGGUACUACGGCGGGGACCCUGAUCUCUUCCAGUUCCACAAGAGAUCUUCCAUUGACUUGAUCUCCCUCCCCAGAGACUUCUCCAGGUUUAACUCAGUUUACAUGUAUGAUAUCGUUAUCAAAAACCCCAAUAUCUUCCAUGUUAGAGAUAUGUGA
Molecule: messenger RNA, 348 nt
Organism: Morus notabilis
Lineage: Eukaryota; Viridiplantae; Streptophyta; Magnoliopsida; Rosales; Moraceae
Product: flowering-promoting factor 1
Exons: 1
Coding region: 1-348 (115 amino acids)
Biological process (GO): regulation of flower development
Source: RefSeq, a predicted model, not a curated record